GCCAAAGUAAAACUGCAGUAGUAGCAGCUAAAAAGAAAAAGAAAAUAAGUUUGAUUGUGGGUUUCUUGAUUUUCCUGAUAUUAGCCAAAAAAAAAAAAAAAAUCAUAAUCAAGAAAAUAAAAAUGAGGAUUGUUUUCUUGAUUUCCCUAAUAAUUAUUACACUGUCAUGUGUUUUCCGACCAACCCAGCAGCAGCAGCAACAGCAGCAGCAGAAAAUCAAGACCGUUGUGGUAUUAGUUCUUGAAAACAGAUCAUUCGACCACAUGCUCGGUUGGAUGAAGAAAUCCGUAAACCCUUCCAUCAACGGCGUAACCGGCAAUGAAUGCAAUCCAAUUUCAACAACCAAACCCUCACCCGACAAAAAAAUCUGCUUCUCCGCCGAUGCCGAAUACGUGGAUCCGGAUCCGGGUCACUCAUUCGAAGCGGUCCAGAAACAGGUAUUCGGGUCAACAUCCUCAACUAUUCCUUCAAUGUCCGGUUUCGUGGAGCAAGCAUCCACCAUUUCUCCGAAUCUAUCCGAAACUGUAAUGAAGGGUUUUAAGCCCGAAAACGUCCCGAUUUACGCAACCUUAGUUCGCGAGUUCGCCGUUUUCGAUCGAUGGUUUUCUUCGAUACCCGGUCCGACUCAGCCGAACCGGCUCUUCGUCUACUCGGCAACUUCUCACGGUUCCACUUGCCAUGUGAAGAAGCUUCUCGCGAAAGGGUUCCCGCAAAAGACGAUUUUCGACUCGCUCCACGAAAACGGGUUCGGUUUCGGCGUCUACUUCCAGAACAUACCCACGACGUUGUUCUAUCGAAACUUGAGGAAAUUGAAGUACAUAUUCAAAUUCCACCAAUACAAUUUGAGGUUCAAGAAAGACGCUCGGAACGGGAAGCUGCCUAGCUUGACCGUGAUCGAGCCCCGCUACUUCGACUUGAAGGGUUUACCGGCGAACGACGAUCAUCCUUCGCACGACGUGGCUAACGGGCAGAGGCUCGUGAAGGAGGUCUACGAGGCGUUGAGGGCCGGCCCGCAGUGGAACGAGAUGCUCUUGGUUAUUACGUACGACGAGCAUGGCGGAUUUUACGAUCAUGUCGCUACGCCUUAUGUUGAUGUACCCAAUCCAGAUGGGAACACGGGCCCGUCGCCUAAUUUCUUUAAGUUCGAUAGGCUCGGUGUUCGUGUGCCUACAAUUAUGGUCUCUCCUUGGAUCAAGAAAGGAACUGUGAUAAGCAAAGCUAGAGGUCCAACACCAAAUUCUGAGUUUGAGCAUUCUUCAAUCCCUGCUACAAUAAAGAAGAUUUUCAAUUUGUCAUCCAAUUUCCUUACACAUAGAGAUGCUUGGGCCGGCACGUUCGAGCAAGUCGUUGGUGAAUUAACUUCUCCGAGAACCGAUUGCCCAGAGGUUUUGCCUGAAGUGGCUCCUCUAAGAAGGACCGACGCAGACGAAAAUAGGGACUUGUCGGAAUUUCAAGGAGAGGUGGUGCAAUUGGCGGCCGUUCUCAACGGCGAUCAUUACUUGAGCAGCAAGAAAACUAUGAAUGUGAAGGAAGCUCACGAGUACGUUAAGGGUGCCGUUUCGAGGUUCGUAAGAGCAAGCAAAGAGGCUAUCAAGUUGGGCGCGAACGAAUCCGCCAUUGUUGACAUGAGGUCUUCUCUUACUACUAGAUCAUCCUCAAUCCGCAACUAAUUUGUAUUUUUUUCGGUGCGUAUGUAGUAAUUUGUUAGCAUCGUUAGAAAAUACUAUUAGAUCAUGGUUUAAUUUGUAUACCAUCUAUAACUGUAGCACGAAAAUUUCAACUUCUUAAUGUAUUCGUGUUUCGGACACAUUUCAUGUCCGACAUCUGAGGU
Messenger RNA from Erythranthe guttata (spotted monkey flower), 1831 nucleotides. Its product is annotated as non-specific phospholipase C6. Gene Ontology annotation, molecular function: hydrolase activity, acting on ester bonds. Lineage: Eukaryota; Viridiplantae; Streptophyta; Magnoliopsida; Lamiales; Phrymaceae. Gene Ontology annotation, biological process: phospholipid catabolic process. The record is from RefSeq and is a predicted model, not a curated record.